CGUCGGAAGGAUAGUAUAGCUGGGGGUCACCCAGCCUUCUUCUCUCUCUGCCCCAGUUUAGUUUCUUCCCCUCUUUUUCUUCUACCUUGUUCUCCACCCCCAGACGCAGCCAUGAACCACAUCAUAGAGCCCAAAGAACGCUACAACCUUCGCAAAGCACUCACUCUCAUGGAACGGGAGAUCAAAGUCUUGAAGGAGACAGAGACACAUACCCUCGACCAAAGCAUAUUGAAACAGUACAAAAUCCGGACUCUGCCUUUGAGUCUCCGAGUCGAUGGCCCACUCUCACCAAAAUUCUUCACACCUCUUGUCUCAGACAACAUCCCAGAGCCUACAGCAGAAUACGUCGACCACGAGUACUAUACCGAGCCUACUCUAUGGUCCAGCGAAUGGGGGCGGUCGAUAUACAUGUACCUGGAUGCAUAUACUCGCAAGUUGGCGCUUCAGUUUCCAGAAAUUUGGCGCGUGUGGUCCUGCAAGAACAUCGGAGAUUACAACUUCGGAGAUCUCUACCGGACAUUCGAGCCCGUCUUUGGCACGUUGUUUAUUUGGCAUGUUGCGAAGGCAUCCAAGCCGCAUAUCAAAUGCAUCAUGCACAAUGACCUCGAUGUCGAUGAUGAUCACUUACUUCGCGGAAAGGUGUUGACUGUUAUUCGCAUCAUGUUGGGUCAACUAAAGCAGAAAGUAUUUGUAACCCAAAUGAUUGCACCGGUCCUACUGUUUUCCUUGAACCGACGGCAUCCACGCGUGAUUGAGGCCUACUUUGAUGGUCAUGAGCUGGUGGUAUGUCGUACGAAGGCUUAUGACUUCACCUCGAUGAAUGCCGCUGGGUUCAAGACCUUGGCACAAUGGUGGGUGGGUGAUGCUGUUGGUGAUACCUCGACGAGAGGGAUCCGGACUUGAAUAUCAUGGUGUUGGGGUUUCACUGUGGCACAUCGAGUUGUGCUUCUUAUCCAGGCGUGUAUAGGUGUUGGUUCUAGUGUUUAGUAUUUCAUUUCCAACGACAAGUACCAUGUUCGUUUCCCUUCUAGAUUCAAUAUCAUGCAAAUCAAUAACA
Messenger RNA from Aspergillus sclerotioniger CBS 115572, 1057 nucleotides. RefSeq lists its product as uncharacterized. The transcript is spliced from 3 exons. The record is from RefSeq and is a predicted model, not a curated record. Bases 112 to 903 code for a protein of 263 amino acids. NCBI's taxonomy places the organism in Eukaryota, Fungi, Ascomycota, Eurotiomycetes, Eurotiales, Aspergillaceae.